Molecule: messenger RNA, 1132 nt
Organism: Anguilla anguilla (European eel)
Lineage: Eukaryota; Metazoa; Chordata; Actinopteri; Anguilliformes; Anguillidae
Product: M1-specific T cell receptor beta chain-like
Exons: 7
Coding region: 77-991 (304 amino acids)
Biological process (GO): cell surface receptor signaling pathway
Cellular component (GO): plasma membrane
Source: RefSeq, a predicted model, not a curated record
CAAGCAUACAUCAGACAGGGUGUGCAGAGAAAGUUAAAGCCAUUCUCAGAAGAUCUUCUCUCCACAAAGCUGCAGAAUGACAUUCAGGGAACUAAUUGGAUUCUCUAUCCUGUUAUACUGGCUCUUUUGUGCCACAGGAGGCGUGGAGUUUGAGCAGUAUCCGUCCCUAAUAGCCAAACCAGGAGAGGACAGGGAGAUUAAAUGCAGCCACAGCGAGAGCAACUACCACAACAUGUAUUGGUACAGACGGGCAUUACACGACAGGGUUCUCGUCCUGGUUGUGUUCGGCCAUAGCAGGGAAAAGCCCACUUACGAAGCCCAGUUCCAAACCCGAUUCCGUUUGACCCGGGAGGCAGUGAACCGAAGCUCCCUACACAUCUCCUCUCUCACUGUGGAAGACACUGCAGUGUACUUUUGUGCAGCUAGCUCACACAGUGCUAUAAGCUAUAAGCCUCGCUUCGAGCAGCACUUUGGUGGAGGAACAAGACUCACUGUUGUAGAUCCCCAUGUUCCAGUCACACCUCCCCAGGUCAGAGUACUGCCCCCUGCCCCCCAGGAAGUCCAGAGGAGCAGUAAGAGCAAGUCCAAAGUAACGCUGGUGUGCGUGGCAACAGGGUUCUACCCUGACCACAUCCGUGUGCUAUGGAAGGUGAAUGGAGUGGAGGUGGGGGCCAGUGGGGAGGACAGCAGUCCCAUGUGGGAUGGGUCCAGCAGUACCUACAGCCUCAGCAGCAGAAUCAGGAUCCCUGCCCAGGACUGGCUCCGCCCACAAAACAGCUUCACCUGUGUUACCAGCUUCUACAAUGGGAGCCAUGACCUCAUCAACAAUCACACAAUUUUUGGAGACGGUUGUUUCUCAGUGGAGAAAAGGAAAAUGAGCCUGGUUGCAGCACGCUUCUCGUACUCUCUCUUCAUAUGUAAGAGCAUCCUGUAUCUGCUGCUGCUGGCUGCACUGAUGUGGAAAAGGCAAGGGAUGGAAGAACAGCACUAGCGCAUGUUGGAUCCUGACCAUACCAGACCAUGUCAGAUCCUGACCAUAGAGCCUUCGGCUGCCAUAUAUGCUUUUCUCAUAUUCGUACAGAAUAUUCUGUAUAAAAAAAAUAAAAAUAAACAGUAGAAUGACAUGCAUUUC